This is a messenger RNA of Puccinia triticina, 1533 nucleotides long. RefSeq lists its product as uncharacterized. Gene Ontology annotation, biological process: regulation of transcription by RNA polymerase II. The coding region runs from base 1 to 1533 and encodes 510 amino acids. The record is from RefSeq and is a predicted model, not a curated record. NCBI's taxonomy places the organism in Eukaryota, Fungi, Basidiomycota, Pucciniomycetes, Pucciniales, Pucciniaceae. The transcript has 4 exons. Gene Ontology annotation, molecular function: DNA-binding transcription factor activity, RNA polymerase II-specific; RNA polymerase II cis-regulatory region sequence-specific DNA binding.
AUGGCUCUGUUGACCGACCUGCCAGCCGAACUACUCAGGAAGAUACUCGAGCACUUCAUCCAACUCCACCAGGCCAACCUCGACGAGCUGAAACGCCCCUGGAACCGCUGCUUCUUCUACCCGGGAAAGCUUGACAUUCGGCUGAGAGCAAGUUCUAAUCUACGAUCCAAAGAAACCUAUCACUCUAACUUCCAGCUACUCAACGAAACUGGUCUCUCUCAAGCUGUCUCCCGGACGACGGCUCUGCCGCCCAGUCUUUUAUUGCCGCUCUGCUUGGUCAACCGCGCCCUUGGAAAAUAUGUCCAGCAGGCGCUCUUCGCACACGUCACCUUGAUCGACCAGUGGCAGGCCCAUCUAUUCUACCAGGCACUCACCAGCCCAUCGACCCUUCAGGACCAAUUAGAACUGCCAGAUGAUUCCCCUGAUACUCAUGGCAAACGAAGCAGGACGCAAGACAUUCAAGCGAGGAGCACUCCAUCCGAUCAACAUCCGCCGACUAGCCUUGCUUGUCAGGUCCGGUCACUGCAGUUCAAAUUCGUAGGUCCCUGCUCGCUGGGAAGGGGCGGCGGCUCUCUCGUCUGUCAGAUCCUCCGAGCUUGUCCCUUAGUCGAAAACAUCACCAUCGCCACCGGGUUCAUGACUUGCUGUCAGGAGCCCCUCCUGGACGCCCUUGCAAGCCGACCGUUUAUCAAAACCUUCGUGCUUCUUGAGAGUUUCGGCAAAAACACCUCGUUCCUCCCAUGGACUGCCGAGCAACUUCUCGGUCGCUUAUUCACCAAAUGGGAGUCCCUCCAGACGAUCGAGUUGAUUAAGUGCCAUGUGAAUCAUAGGCCGUUAUGGGAACCAGGCGGUUACGAUAGCUUCCUGCCUGCACUGAACUGCGCCCUGCGAACGAUUGUCUUGAAUUGCCCAUGUCUCAAGGAGAAGGACCUGGCCAUGAUCUUGAAUGGCUCUCGAGCCAGCCUGCGGAACCUACAGAUCUGUCAUCCAACUCCAGCUUUGCACCGCCCGGGUCUAUACCGAAUCCUGACUGAAUGCAUCAGCCCAGCCUUGGAAUCCUUGACACUCGAAGUGAACGACAGAUGGGGGAAGAUGAUCUUCCCCCAGGCAGACUACCCUGACUUGAACCCGGGCCUGUUGGACCACGUCUUCAAGACUUCCUCGACCCUGAGUAAUCUCAAAGAGCUCUCUUUCGCUGGCGACCUUACUGGCGAGGACUUCCUCGACCUCUUGCCCCAAUCGAUCGUCAAGCUUACUUGGAACCGUUGCGGCAUCUCCUUCGAGGCCUUUUCUGAGGCACUGACAAGUGGGACAGUCAAUUCCCUUGAGCUGCCUCUUCCUCUUCAGCUGGAUCCCCCCUCUGGCGCUGAGACAAGACGGCCCCGGUGGCUACCCGAGCUCAAAUGUUGCUCGAUCUACAAUUUCGACAAAUGCGAGGAGGAAUGUGCACGAGUGAUUCGGCAGGAGCUAGAUGAGCGACGGGUCUGCUUCCAUUCUGUUGCCCCGUUCUACCGCGUUGAAUACGAACGCUAA